GCUGCCUUGUUGAACAAACACGUGGAGCACAGGAACCUGUUUGCACUGAGAGCCUGCUGCAAGAGACAGAGCCACUUUGUUUACAUCGGCCAAGGUAAAGCAUUGGUAAAGCACCAUGCGAGGGCAGCACUGUCUCAUUCCACAUACAUUACUUCUAUUCCACAUACAUUACUUCUAAUGGUACUAUCAAAGUCUAGUCCCAUAUUGUAGCCAACUAUUCCCUUAGGGCUAGGCUACUACAAUGCAAAGUCUUCCAAAAACCCUUGAAUAUAAAUUCCCUUGUUUUAUCAUAGACUUAUCUCCUCCUAUUCAACAAUAUUUGUCAGCAGAAUUAUGUGGCUUGAUAAAUGCAAACAAAACUAUAUAUUCAUGUAAAUUGGUGCAAGAUACAUGCAUCCAUAUAGAUGUUUAGGGGUUUAGAGAAUUUGGGGGAUAAUGGAUAAUGUAUAUUAUUGUAAUGAACUCAUUGUUUAACUUGUGUCCUCAGACAUCUCUGGUAGUCCUGUGAGUGUGGAUGUGGGGAUGUGCAGGACGCAUUGUGGGGGAGAACAAAGCAGGACAUCAUAUGAGGCUGGACUACAGCAGGGCUUUUCCAAACACUCCUCCAUGUUGGAAUACCUCAGGAGCAAAAAGGUAAGUGAGCAGUUCCUCAAAUAACCAAAAGAAAGCACUACAACUUCAGGAUUGUAAAGAGUUUAGGAAUUUUAAGGAAUUAAAUUAGGCCUCCUUAUUUAAUAAUUUGAUCAAUAAAAUAACAUAUACCUAUAUUCGAUGAAGACAAAAUAAAAAUGUUUUUCUUAGUUAAAUAUGGUUAUUAUAUUGUUGCAUUAUUAGGGACAUUAUUAUCUCAACAUGAGAGUGCUGAGACCCAAGAUAAGAACACCAUUACAACUUAAUGGGCAUAUAGUCUUCACUAAAAAUAUCUCUUGACAUGUCUUCUAUUUUUCCCUUUAUAAAAGGUAAGGGUUCGCAAACCUGCCACUCCAAUCAGUGCCGAGGGUUCUGGUCAGGUUACAUCCUGCGGGGUGAACCAUAACUGUGAGCCGACCGGGGUGAGGGUGGACCGGAUACUGCUGUUCAAGGGUCCCCGGGAGGUGGAGGUCAUAGAGGAAUGCCAUUGUGAAAACAAACUGACCCAAUGUGUCCGGGUUCCGGCGCUCAAAACCUACUUCUUUGAGACCCCAUACGAGACUGUCAUUGAUGUGGGAAGCUGUUCGGGAUCGAAAGGUUCUCCAGGUGUGUAGGCUUAUCUUUGACUACAAAAAUGACUACAAAAACAGCCAACAUUUAGAGAAGGGUCUGACCGCGUCCAGGGAAGAAGCGCCUUCUCUUUCUAUUGGCUCACAUCUACUUCCUCGUUCUAUGGGUCGACUGUAGCAUUGUAGCUAAACCUAACCCUAUCCCUUUUCCUAACCUUAACCUAAUUCGCCUAACCUGCUACCUUAAUUCACCCAACCUGUUGUGUUAGUUCUCCUAACCUGCUAUGCUAAUUAUCCUUACCUUAUACAUUAAUUAUCCUAACUUGCUACGUUAGAUCUCCUAACCGGCUACGUUAAUUAUCUUUACCUGCUACGUUAAUUAUCCUAACCUGACAAAAAGGGGGCUUGGUUUCCCUGGGCUGUUCUUCCCUGAGCGGUUCUUCGCUGGAGUUUCCCUGGAGUUUCCCUGGAUGCGGGCCACAGUCAGACCUUAUUGAAACUUUAUGGUCGCAAAAACGUAAUGCUUAAAAAAAACAGGUAUCGAUGCCAAUGGGAGAUAAUGGACAAAUGUACAAUGUGCAUAAAAGUGUUGCUCGCAUAGGGGUUAGGAUUGAAACCAGAGAGAGUAGAUUUGUUUUUGUUGUUGUCUCCCACAACCACUGAUACAUACAUGUCCUCGUGUUCUUAAAAUUCAAACCUUAUUUUUGGUGUGUCAUUGCUGUAAUAUAUGGUAUAAUAUUUUUCAUAGCACUCAUUGCUGUACGAACAAUCUUAAUUAAUUUGCACAAAAAAAUAAGAAAAAGAUCCUAAUGGUAAAGUUCUAUUGAUAAUUCAGUGGUAGCAUAAUUACAAAGGCCAUUUCACAGGGCCCAUGGAAGACCAUAGCAUUUCAAUAAGAAAUAACAUCAGACUGAAACAGUUAAUGGACACAGAGGACAUGAAACAAACAAUCAUCAUAGUUCAUGAUCAUGUUCAGAAUGUAAGUAACCCUAAUAAUAUGUUAUAACUAUUUCCUUCUCAGAUGGUUUCUCCUGCGUGCCCACUAAAUUUGUCUCGGCCUUGGUGGAGACCCCUAACAAGGUAGACCUGGUCCAGACGGUGGAGGCCUGUGAGCUGAGUGAGAGCUGCUACAGAGUUCCCUACAUGGAGUACUACUAUGAAAUAGUCUAUGAUGCUGACGGAGUCAAAGAGGAGAAACUCAAGGUGAGCUCACGUUUCAGUAUCCUGUAUUUUUAUUAACAAAGUUAGAAAGCCACUGCCCCAUCAAUACGCCAACUUUACCUGUGCUACACUCUAGCAAUGCAUCAUUUUCUUUUUCAUAAAAAAAUAGCAAAAAGAAAAGCCUGCAGUAACACAUAUGCUUUUUUUUUUUACUUGUCUUUUGGUCUCAUUCUUUAUAGAAACUAUUUUGCCACUCUUCUUUUUUUAAUAAUGAACUUUAAAGCCAUGCACAGACUACAUAAGAUUAACCCUUAUCUGAUCUUAUUCAUUUAUCAGCUAGGCAGCUUCACACCAAUCAGAUGUUUGAUCAGAGAGCAGAGGAAGUUAGUGAUUCCAUCUGAGUGUCAGACACACUAAAAAGGCACCUCCAUUUGUCAGAUAGAUCUGCAAGUAAAAGGUUAUUGGUCCACUUUAAUAAAUUUCCCCUGCACAGAAUCCUGGGAGAUAAAGAGAUGGCAUAUCUUCAAUGGGUUCAGCCCAAAAAUGUUUAAAAUUUUAACUGGAUGGAUGCUAUAGUAUGCACAGAGUGGCUUUUUAUGGGGCACAUUGGGAACAAAACACUUUUCAGGGGUACAGUGCCUUCAUAAAGUAUUCACAGCCCUUGACUUUUCCACAUUUUAUUGGGUUACAGCCUGAAUUUUAAAUGGAUUAAAUGUAAAAUUUUUGUCACUACACACAUAAUGUCAAAGUGGAAUUAUGUGUUUAGAAAAUUUUACAAAUUAAUUACACAUGAAAAGCUGAAAUGUCUUGAGUCAAUAAGUAUUCAACCCCUUUGUUAUGGCAAGCCUAAAUAACUUUAGGAAUAAACAUUUGCUUAACAAGUGACAUAAUAAGUUGCAUGUACUCACUCUGUGUGUAAUAAUAGUGUUCAACAUUAUUUUUGAAUGACUACCUCAUCUCUGUACCCCACACAUAACAAUUAUCUAUAAGGUCCCUCAGUCGAGCAGUGAAUUUCAAACAGAGAUUCAACCACAAAGACCAGGGAGGUUUUCCAAUGCCUCACAAAAAAGGGCACCUAUUGGUAGAUGGGUAAAAAAAAGAAAAAGCAGACAAUGAGAAUUACUUUGAGCAUGGUGAAGUUAUUAAUUACACGUUGGAUGGUGUAUUAAUACUCCCAGUCACUACAAAGUUACAGGUGUCCUUCCUAACUCAGUUGCCGGAGAGGAAGGAUAAUGCUCAGGGAUUUCACCAUGAGGCCAAUGGUGACUUUAAAACAGUUUAAUGGCUGUGAUAGGAGAAAACUGAGGAUGGAUCAAUGACAUUGUAGUUACUCCACAAUACUAACCUAAUUGACAGAGUGAAAAGAAGGAAGCCUGUACAGAAUAAAAAUAUUUCAAAACAUGCAUCCUGUUUGCAAUAAGGCACUUAAGUUAAACUGCAAAAAAUGUGGCAAAGAAAUUAACUUUAUGUCCUGAAUACAAAGCGUUAUGUUUGGGGCAAAUCCAAUACAACACGUCACUGAGUACCACUCUCCAUAUUUUGAAGCAUGGUGGUGGCUGCAUCAUGUUAUGGGUAUGCUUGUCAUCGGCAAGGACUAGAGAGUUUUUUACGAUAAAAAGAAACGGAAUAGAGCUAAGCACAGGCAAAGUCCUAGAAGAAAACCUGGUUCAGUUUGCUUUGCAGCAGACACCGGGACAACAAAUCACCUUUCAGCAGGACCAUAACCUAAAACACAAGGCCAAAUAUACACUGGAGGUGCUUACCAAGACGACAUUGAAUGUUCCUGCAAGACGACAUUGAAUGUUCCUGAGGAGCCUAGUUACAGUAUUGACUUAAAUCGGCUUUAAAAUCUAUGGCAUGACUUGAAAAUGGCUGUCUAGCAAUGAUCAACAACCAACUUGACAGAGCUUGAAGAAUUUUCAAAAGAAUAAUGUGCAAAUAUUGUACAAUCCAGGUGUGCAAAGCUCUUAGAGACUUUCCCAGAAAGAUUCACUGCUGUAAUCGCUGCCAAAGGUGAUUCUAACAUGUAUUGACUCAGGGGGUUGAAUACUUCUCUAAUCAACAUAUAUUUGUGUUUUCCUUUUCUUUUCCUUUUAUAACAAAUGUUAGAAUUUUCUUCCACUUUGACAAUACAGAGUAUUUUGUGUAGAUCAUUGAGAAAAAAAUGAAAAUUAAAUCAAUUUUAAUCCCACUUUGUAACACAACAAAAUGUGGAAAAGUUAAGGGGUGUAAAUACUUUCUGAAGGCAUGUAUAUAUAAGAGCAAACACAAAAUACACAGGGUUAAGCGUGUACAAGGGGGUUCACCUCAACCUUCAGCACCUUCUUGUUGAAGUAAAUUGUUGUACUAUUUACUGCUAUUGUUUAAGACUUCAUUUUAUGUAUAUAUUUUUUGCAAUAUUGUGUAUGUAGACAAAGAUAGAGAAGACAAAAUAUAGUUAUUUAACUAAUCUAAUUCCAAGGUCUGUUAAAUUAAGCCUAUAGGCCAGGAGUAUUCAAAUCUUGCCCUACGAGGUCUGGACUACUGCUGGUUUUCUGUUCUACCUGAUAAUGAAUUGCACCCACCUGGGGUCCCAGGCCUAAAUAAGUCUCUGAUUAGAGGGGAAAAAUUGAAAAAUACAGUGGAACUGGCUUCAAGGUCCAGAUUUGAAUUUGAGGGCUAUAGGAUGUCUGCCACCCCCUCUCACAAAAGGUGUGAGGAGAGCAAACACAAAUGGUCCCUGCAGGUGUUGAAUCAAAGCAGUUAACAUAGAUCCCCCCUCCCUGCUGGUGGGCUGGCCUGGCUGGUGUUUUCAACCUGUGGUGAGUUGAUUGCUGAUGGCCUUGUCUCUGUGUUGCUAAUGUUCCAACAGGAAAUAGACGUGGGCAGAUGUUUAGGAGGCUGCACCACAGGAAAUCGCUGUCUUCUCAGGUAAGCAGAACACAUGCAGCUGCUCCCUCCCUCCCUGAAGCACCCCAGCCCUUCUUCUCCUCCUUCUCCAUCCUUCUACCACCCCUAUCCUAACAACUGCCUGCUAGCUGUUAGCUCUAACACCCUGUAAUACCCAUAAAGUGUUGCUGUUGUGGUUUAAAUACGGCUUGUUUGGUUUGGUUUCUGAUUUACACCAAUUUUCUCAAGAUAUUUUCAAUUUUCACGUUUUGAUUUGUGAUUUCUGUGUAUAUUUUGGUGAUAGGUCUAUAUUUUAACAUUUGAAAGUGUGUCUGCCAGAAGAAUAAAAUAAUAAUGUAUGCACUCACUAACUGUAAGUCGCUCUGGAUAAGAGCGUCUGCUAAAUGACAAAAAAAAAUAAAAAAAUAAAAAAUAGAUAGGACUUCAGUAUUUGGAUUUUUUUUUUUGGGACAACUGUUCACAGUCUUACAACUUCUGUUUUCUCUCUCUGUAUUGCAGGAGCCACUCUGAUUCCGAAGUGUGCUAUCUGUGGGCUGAGAGACCCACCAACUCCUGUGUCCCUCGGGGCUACGACAGCCACAUGUUCCUGAACCAGCAUGGCCAGAUCCGCACAGUCCUCUCCAUCUCCUCCUGUUUCUGUCAGUCCUGA
Coregonus sp. 'balchen' is the source of this 5898-nucleotide messenger RNA. NCBI's taxonomy places the organism in Eukaryota, Metazoa, Chordata, Actinopteri, Salmoniformes, Salmonidae. The record is from the annotation of a GenBank genome assembly.